CCUCCGCGCAUUCCUGUCCGGGAGCAGAAGACAGAGAAGUAAGAGAAGCGGCGGCGGCAGCAGUAAAAGAGUCCGCCCUCUCCCCCACCGUCUCCUCCGCCUGGCGGGGCCCCGACCGCCCCCGUAUCCCCGAACCGCGCAGCCCAGGCUGGGAUGAAGCUUCCCUCCCUGCCAGCAGCCGCACCAGUGUCCGCUCCGCCGGGGGCCCCCUCAGCAGCAUGGAGCAAUACAUGGAGGAGGACGUGGGCCGGCUGAUGGAGGACCUGUGCCUGGAGGACAGCCGGCCCCGGAGGCUGAACGGCGGCGCUGGCGGCCUCCUGCACUACCUGCCGCACUGCCCCUCCGACCCGUACAAGACGUACCCAGCGCAGCCCGGACACCUGAGCCGUCAGGAGGCGGAGGUGGCGCUGCCCUGCUACUCGGGGCGGCCGGGUAUGUACCCCGGGGGGAGCGGCAGCCCCAGGUCCAGCACAGCGCCCCCCUGCCAGGAGCUCGGCAAGUUCUCCAGCCCCCGCUCCAGCCUGGUGGUGCCGAGUCCCCGCUCCAGUCUGGGCCAGUACGAGUCGCUGAGUCCCCGAUCCAGCUACGCCAGCACGGCCAGCGACACCAGCAAGCACUCGAGUCCCCGGGCCAGCCUCAACGACUGCGGCUCCAAGCCGAGCAGCAACCGCACCAGCGGCAUCAGCAUGGGCUACGACCAGCGGCACGUCAGUCCCCGCUCCAGCUACUCCACCGGCAACCUGGAGGCGGACGGCGGCGGGCACGGCACGGUGAUCAGCCCCCGCUCCAGCCUGUGCCUGCAGGACGGCAGGGCCGCCACUCUGGUCAGCCCCCGCUCCAGCAUCUCCAGCCACAGUUCCCGCAGCUCCCGUAGCUCCCGCGGGUCCAUGGGGGCUUAUCCCGACGUGCCCGGGCCCUCCCCCCGUUCCUCUAUGCUGGGGCCGGGGCUGCAGGAAGAGGCCCUGCCGCAGGAAGUCGGGGAAGUCGGCCACUACAAGCUGCUCGCACAGUCUCCCCCCCGGCACGAGCAGCAGCACACGACCGAGCCCGGCCUCACCGCCUCCUACGGCUACAGCUCCGCCAAGGGCUCCGCCACCUUGCACAGGUUCAAGCUGCCCUACCAGGUCACCCCAUCCAAGGAGAGCGGCCCCAGCCAGGCGGAGAAGAGGCUGGAAGCGCUGACCCUUGAGCUGGAGAAGGAACUGGAGAUGCACAUGAAGAAGGAGUACUUCGGUAUUUGUAUCAAAUGUGGGAAAGGGGUAUAUGGAGCGAGCCAGGCCUGCCAAGCCAUGGGAAACCUGUUUCACACCAAUUGCUUCACCUGCUGCUCAUGUGGGCGAAGAUUACGCGGGAAAGCAUUUUACAAUGUCAAUGGAAAGGUUUACUGCGAAGAAGACUUCCUGUAUUCCGGCUUCCAGCAGACAGCAGACAAGUGUUUUGUGUGUGGACACCUUAUAAUGGAGAUGAUUUUACAAGCUCUGGGGAAGUCCUACCAUCCUGGCUGCUUCCGGUGUGUGGUCUGCAAUGAGUGUCUGGAUGGAGUCCCCUUCACUGUGGAUGUGGAGAACAAUAUCUAUUGUGUCAAAGAUUAUCACACAGUUUUUGCACCUAAAUGUGCCUCGUGCAGUCAGCCAAUCCUCCCAGCGCAGGGGUCAGAGGAAACAAUCAGAGUGGUUUCCAUGGAUAAAGAUUACCAUGUGGAGUGUUAUCACUGUGAGGACUGUCACCUUCAGUUGAACGAUGAGGAAGGCCACCGCUGUUACCCACUGCAGGGACAUCUCUUGUGCCACGGCUGCCACAUCAGACGCAUCAGUGUGAACAUUCCUCCUCCGCACCCAGCCAACUACCCCAUGCACGUCACUGAGCUGUGAGGCAAAGAAUCCAAUGGAGGAAAGUGACUCCCUGUAUUCUACCAGCGGCAGGUGCCCUAUGUACAAAUAUGAGGGGACAGAGCCUGUGCCUACAAUACAUUUCUACAGAGCCGGAGAUGGAUUUAUUGAAAUUAUUUAUUGUCCGGUUGAUGCUCAUCCCCAGGACGUAAGAAUGCGGCUCUCCAGUAGUGAGAAUUAGCACUUAACCUGUAUUAACCUGUGUUCUGCCAGAUGCCGGGACACUGUAGGCAGACAUUUUGUUCUGGUUUUCUGAUGGGACAGGAUUCUAGGGGAGGAGAGCAUUCUGAGCCAAGUUCCCUCACGUACCGUCCACUGCUGCUGCAGAACUUCCUGGCAGUGAGAUAUAAAACCCCAACGCUUGUGUCUGAUUGGCUGUGAGCUCUUCUUGUGCCUAGUGGUUGAUAGCCAUUAAAAUCCUAUGUAACAACCAAUCUUCACGCUGGGUGAUUUCCGUGCAGAGAUGAAGCUGCUAAAUUCAGAUCCAGUUCUCUGUGCUAUGAUGAAAUGUUCCUCUACCUGUCACAUGACUAACCGAACCCAAGUAGAAGCGACUAUCAUAGGAAAAACUUAACAGCAAAUCUUUUUGGAUAUCAUCAAGGGUUGAUACUGUAUCUGGUGACUAAUAGCAACAAGCCCACAUGUCACCCACAGAAGGUAAUAACAUGGAGGCUUCUAAUAAACGCCUGUAAAUGAAUCAUUCAUUGUUGUAUUCCUAUUGACUGACAGCAAGCAGAGGUCUUGAAAGUGGGGAAAAAAAUUAUUACAAUCCCUCAAAUAGCAAAACAGUUCUUGUUCCUAUAGCAACCAGUGUUUAGCUGUGAUUGUUAUGAAGCUUUAUUUCCAUUACACUAAGGCAUGCAGUGAUUGGAGUCCAUCAGUAUCAGUGUUUAAGCCUUUAGAUUCAUUUCUAGGAAUGACCCUCCCCCACUUUAGUCAGUGACCUGUGAUGUCUGCUUUAUAAUUCCUCAGAAAGUAAUUAAUUGUAGAUGGUUGAGGAGUAUCAUGACCACAAGUCACAGGUCAGUCCAUGAACAGACACCAUGUAUUGGGAGAUUACCUUAUCACAGAGCACUGGAGAUGGCUUUGAGGGUUCUUGACAUGCAGAGGCCUUCUGCUCCGUAGUUGACCCAGUUUUGGUUGGAAAAAUCUCUUCCAGUCCCUCCCUGUCUGCCUGGACAUAUAAUGCCUAACACUCAGAGCCGCCAUCAUUGAGUUAACCCCCAUGUCUCCCCUCUUCCUGCACAGAUAACCUACAACAAAAAGAUGAUGUUUUCAGUUUUUAGCAUUUAUGCAUUUUCAGUAUAUCUGGUUUCUUGUUGCUGCCACCAUGGCUGUACAGUCACAUGACCGGGGUCAUAGGGCAGAACAGUGCAAAAAGUCUUCACACUGUCUCUCGGUAGUUUUAUUGCCAAUUGUGGAUCUUGCCACCAGGGCUUACAAUCUAAUGGAGGUCCCUGACACUGGAAUGAACACUAUGGACUGCGCUGCGGACUACUCUGUAUAUAUGAGAUAGAUGUGAAUGUUUCCAUAUUGUACCAGCUCAGUGCCUUAGUCACCACGGACUCAGCCGCCUUCUGACUGCUGUUGUCACAAAUGUCAUAAUCCAGAGCUGUGUGACACAAGACUAAGGCAGGCUCAUGUGUCCCAAAUUCCUUUAAUCUAGCAUCAUACUUUGCAUGGAAGGAGUGAAGAAUUUGUCACCCCAGGAGAGCUUUAUUCUCUAGGAAUGGCGUCACAUACCACCACAGUUCACCCUUUAUGGAUUAUCAGGUGCUGGAUUAAAGAAAUUUUCUGAUUGUAAAUGGCUUUUAUGUGUUGCGACCAACUGAUAUUCUCAGCUGACUGCACUGCGUUGCUUACCUCUUCUUUGGAGGAUCGCACCUAUAAUAAGUAUCCGGAGGCAUGGACUUAAUCCUAAAAGGAUCAUGGGGAGAUUUACCAAAACCUGUGUAGAGGAAGAGUGGUGUACUUACCCAUAACAACCAAUCAGAUUGCUUUAAAUAUAAAAGUUGAAAUCUGAUUGGCUUCUAUGGGUAACUGCAUCACUCUUCCUCUAUGCAGGUUUUGAUAAAUCUCCCCCCAAAUGUUCAUGGGUGUGAUCCUCUGAAGUUUAGGUCUAAAUCAGUUUCCUAGACAAAAUGGCUGCCACAGUUUCUACAAGCUGCCGGUCAGCUCGAUAAAGAUGGCAGCUGCUGGGGUGAACCUCUGGUUCAGGUUAUCCAGCUGGGGCAGCUUUGUAAUGGCUUGGGGGGGGGGGGGGGAGGGUUAAGGAUGGUGGGUGUGGCCACAGCAUAAGUAACCUGUGACAUCGUGGUUGCAGAGUCUGUUUUUGGUCACUUUCCCCAUGUUACACGUUAAGUCAACGAACCUUGGUUAUUACAGUACAAUAAGAUGCGACUGGCGUCUCAAUGGUUAAUUGUGGAUCAUAGAACGCCUGCGUCUCAGUAUUUAACCCCACAGGCUAUGUCCUGAAUGGUUCUACUGUAACUAAUGUCUUAACUGUAGAAUAUAAGUGACUUAAAUUAAGUUUUUCCUUUUAAGAAAUCUAUUUUCAUUUUCUUUGAGAGAAUAUAGUUUUUGCAUUUAUUAUUAUUGGACCAGCGGAGUAGGAGCCGCCACCCCUUGUAUCGCCUACGUAGUCCGACGCAGGCAAGCCAACGGGAUUAGCUGAGCUAUUUUUGUAUAAAUUGUUGCUUUGGUUAUUUAGUUCCCUUAGAACAAUUGUGGUUAUUUUUUAUUAUCUGUGUUUGAUUCUCUUGAUUAAGAAAUAAAAAAAAAAAGUGGAAAAAAAAACAGGGAAAUGUAGAUUUAUUUAUCAGAGGGAGCGAUACUGAUAUCAUAAGUUAUUUAAUGUUAAACAGACGCCUCAUUAAACCCUAGUUGUUAUAAUCUGCUUUUUACAAUAAACACUUUUUUGUAGUUUA
This is a messenger RNA of Hyla sarda, 4816 nucleotides long. RefSeq names its product Wilms tumor protein 1-interacting protein homolog. Gene Ontology annotation, cellular component: nucleus; adherens junction; transcription regulator complex. Gene Ontology annotation, biological process: response to hypoxia; negative regulation of hippo signaling; cytoskeleton organization. The coding region runs from base 219 to 1871 and encodes 550 amino acids. The record is from RefSeq and is a predicted model, not a curated record. The transcript has 8 exons. Gene Ontology annotation, molecular function: transcription corepressor activity. Lineage: Eukaryota; Metazoa; Chordata; Amphibia; Anura; Hylidae.